Messenger RNA from Durusdinium trenchii, 1976 nucleotides. The record is from the annotation of a GenBank genome assembly. NCBI's taxonomy places the organism in Eukaryota, Dinophyceae, Suessiales, Symbiodiniaceae.
CGCUUGCUUCGCCCCGAACGAACACCCUGCUUCGAGUCGACGACGGCCAUGGCGGCGGCGGGCCUAGCGGCGAUCAAGCCGCCCAUGGCGGCGAGCAUUGUGGAGAAAAUGGAGGUUCCUUCCGCGGCAGAAACCUUGGGCGAAAUGAAGAGCUCGGUGGCAUCGCAGAUCUUGUCGAAGAUGGUGGACAACGACGCUCAUGCUCGGGCGGCGGAGAUCCUCACGGCCAUGGACGGGGCAGCCGAGCUCUUGGCAGAACUCCGGGCCGCAACUGCCGCCUGGGUGGUCCAAGAGAUGGAUGUCGAGGUGGCAGCAAACCUUCUGAGUGAGAUGGCUUAUGUGGGCGCCGGCUAUGUGCUGGCAGAGCUGGAUGCAGAUCAAGCGGCCCCCAUCCUGCUUGAGAUGGAGCAACAGAACGCCGCAUACAUCCUGGAUGACAUGGAGACCUCGGCUGCGCUGGGGAUCCUGGCAGACAUGAGCAGCGACCAGAGCGCGGCUCUCCUCUCCUUGAUGGUCCCCGAUGCCGCGGCACUCAUUGCAGCGGAGAUGGAGUACGGUGAUGCCGCGAAAAUCUUGACGGAGAUGGAACAGGACGCCGCGGCAUCUGUGGUUCAAGAGAUGGAGCCAGAAGCUGCCGCCUACAUCCUGGCCGAGAUGGAUUCCUCAGCGGCUGCCGAGGUCGUGGCGGUGAUGGACUACGACGAUGGUGCGGCCUUCGUUCUGGAGCAGUUGGAGGCGGAGCAAAGCGGGAAGAUCCUCGCGCACUUGGAGCCUUCGGUGGCGGCCGCCAUCGUCACGGAGAUGGAGUUUGAAGCCUCCGCCGCCAGCUUGCAUGAGAUGGAUUUCGAUAUCGCCUCGAACCUCCUGGCGGAGAUGGACCCGAGCGCUGCUGCAGGCGUUGUCUCGUUGAUGGAGGCCGACGCUGCAGCGGGGGUGCUGACGGCCGCCAGCAGCUACCACACGUCGGCACAGGUCGUGGACAAGCUCACGGAGGAGUGCGCGGCGGAGGUGUUCUCGGAAAUGGAGCCGGAGGCUUCGGCGGGCAUUGCCAGUGAGCUGGAAUACGAGACCUCCGCGCGUGCGGUGGCGUUGAUGGAACCGUCUACUGCAGCGGCGCUCUUGGAAGCUGUGGAGCACUACGAGGAUUCCGCGGGCAUCCUGGGGCAGAUGAGCUACCGUGAGGCGGCCAAAGUGGUGGAAGAGAUGGAUGCACCGGCAGCAGUGAUGGAGUAUCUGGAGUACGAGGACCUCAGCGAGGCCGCGCAGGUGGUUGAAGAGAUGACUUGUGGUUCAGAGCAGAUUUUACCCGAGAUGGAGUACCAUCAGGCGGCGAAGAUCUUCACCCAGUUGUCCAGCGCCUCUUCAGCUAGCAUCAUCUAUGAGAUGGACCCUGAUUCCGCAGCCUACAUCCUGGCUGAAAUGGAUCAUCACCUGGCAGCGGAGAUCCUACUGCAGCUGGACGAAUACGGUGGUAUCGAGCACCAUGUGACGGCAUGCCAUAUCGUGGAGGAGAUGGAGACGCAAACAGCUGCCGAUAUACUGUCGGCCGCCGACCCGGCAGACGCGGCAGAGUUGGUGUCCUCCAUGGACUACGAGGGCUCCGCAGGGGUGUUGCUGGCGAUGGAGUCGCAGCAGGCGGCGAAGGUGAUGUCGGAGUUGGAAUAUGAUCACGCGGCAGAGAUCCUCUCGCGUCUCAAGGUGCCGAAGGCUGCUGCCAUCCUCUCCGAGGCGGAGUACUACGACGCCGCAGGCAUCUUGGAAAAGAUGGACUUGGCGAAAGCCCAGCAGCUGUUGCGUUCGGGCUUUCUAGACCGCGAUGCCAUCCUCGAUGCCAUGGAAGACGCGCAAAAGUCUUCACAGCUCCGCACGCGUGUGGCCAAGCGUGCCCGCACCAGCUGAAGAACACGGGGAAACGGCUGAAACGAGGGGCUCUUCAAGAGGGGCAGCUGAGACUUGAUAGAUGUGAUUUGUUUGAG